This is a messenger RNA of Ctenocephalides felis (cat flea), 1035 nucleotides long. Its product is annotated as short-chain dehydrogenase/reductase family 16C member 6-like. Gene Ontology annotation, molecular function: oxidoreductase activity, acting on the CH-OH group of donors, NAD or NADP as acceptor. The transcript is spliced from 6 exons. The coding region runs from base 1 to 1035 and encodes 344 amino acids. Gene Ontology annotation, cellular component: lipid droplet. NCBI's taxonomy places the organism in Eukaryota, Metazoa, Arthropoda, Insecta, Siphonaptera, Pulicidae. The record is from RefSeq and is a predicted model, not a curated record.
AUGAAACUUUCUGAGAAAAAAAGUUUCUUUUCAAGUCUAGUGCUAAAUUUAAGACUUUUAUACGAACUGAUAUUGAUGAUUUUGGUGGUCAAUUAUGGUUUUGUGGUUUGGUUUUUGGGACUUUUUUGGUGGACCAAGAAGCAGGAUGUUAACGGACAAUUGGCCCUGGUGACUGGUGGAGCAAAUGGUUUCGGUCGAGAAAUCAGUUUUCAAUUUGCAUCUUUAGGAUGUGAUAUUGCAAUUGCUGAUAUUGAUAGAAAAUCUGCCAUGAUAACUGUAGAAGAUAUUAAAAAGCAACAUCCUGGUGUCAGGAUACAAUGGUACCAGACAGAUGUCAGCAAUCCCGAACAAGUAGAUUUGCUGAAAACGAAUAUUUUAAAGGAUUUUGGACGAUCAGUGGAAAUCCUGAUCAAUAAUGCAGGAGUUAUGGAAAUGUUUUCCUUUUCCAUAGACCAACCAUCUAUUUUCAAGAAAAUUGUAGAUGUCAACUUGAUGGCACACGUUUUGACCAUAAACGCCUUUCUGCCUCCAAUGAUCGAAAACCAAAGGGGCUUGAUCGUGGCAGUGGCGUCCGAGGCAAUUUUCGCCGGAGCCAGAUAUGGAGCAGCAUACUGCAGCAGCAAAGUGGCAGUCAAAACAUUAAUGGAUUCUUUAAAAGACGAUUUAAAAAUGAGAGGAAUAAAAGGAAUAAAUGUCUGCACGGCUUUGCCUUAUUUUAUGAAAACCGAUGUUGAGAUGUUGAACAGAUUCAAAUUCUUAAUUCCUCCAAUUUGUCCAAAAUAUGCAGCUCGCAUAUUAGCAAAUAAUGUUCUACGAAAUGUGACCACUUUUACGAUUCCUACGACUCAUUAUUAUUGUAUGGCACCAAUAAGGUUCUUCCCAGAAAAAGUGAGAUUCAUCCUCCUAAAUUGGCUCUUGCCAAGAAUUUUGGGGCUGACCAAAGAUUGUGAUGAAUUUUUGCAAAAUCAAAAACAAAAUCGAAAAAAUCAAAUGAAUGGUAACACAAAUGUUACUUUGGAUCUUAAUAGAUAUUAA